Molecule: messenger RNA, 339 nt
Organism: Gloeophyllum trabeum ATCC 11539
Lineage: Eukaryota; Fungi; Basidiomycota; Agaricomycetes; Gloeophyllales; Gloeophyllaceae
Exons: 3
Coding region: 1-339 (112 amino acids)
Source: RefSeq, a predicted model, not a curated record
AUGUCCAACGUUGGUAACUCUCAGGUCUACGAGGCUGGCGACCAAAGAACGUCCAAGGGCGACACUGAUGCCCCUGCCCAGUUCGAGGCUGGUCAGAAAAACGCCCAUGACCAACUAGACUCCAAAGACGAGCGCACGCUGGGUAACAAGCUCGCACAGGCAGAGAAAGUCAGCCGUGACGAGAAACAGCGCGCAAAGACGACUAUUGACCCAGAAGCCCCCGCACGGGCGCACGGUAACGAACCCUCAAGAGGUGCGCAGAUCGACAAGGAGCUCCAGCAGGAGGAUGAGCAGACGUUCAAGCAGAAGGGCAAGGGCAGCUUUGGGCCUAAUGUGUAA